Messenger RNA from Terrapene triunguis (Three-toed box turtle), 6092 nucleotides. It is a transcript of the gene IGSF22, whose product is annotated as immunoglobulin superfamily member 22. The transcript is spliced from 37 exons. Gene Ontology annotation, biological process: protein dephosphorylation. Gene Ontology annotation, molecular function: protein tyrosine phosphatase activity; protein binding. The record is from RefSeq and is a predicted model, not a curated record. Lineage: Eukaryota; Metazoa; Chordata; Testudines; Emydidae.
CAUGCCCUCACGUCGCCUUCCUCUCCCUGCUGGGCUGCGCUCUCCUGCAGCGCGAGAUUCUAGAGUGUAAACCUCAUAAGGACAUAAACUAUCAUCUCAGAGGGCCGUGUGCCAAUCAGACGAGUCCUGGAGGAGAUUUUGCAAGGGUUUACCAUGUGACUAAGGGUAUUCACUGCAUGUCAGAUGGUCUCUCCAAGCCUACAGUGAUGGAGUCAAUUGAUGCAGCUGAUGGACAGCAAGGACAGCAAUGUGGGAAGGAACAAUCCCAGAAAGCCUCACCGAGAACUCUGCAGCAUGGCUGGGCUGCUUGGUGGAAUGGAUUAACGACAGGAGGCGGUGUAUGUUUGUUCGCCAUCUUGCAGAUAUUGCUUUUCUGCAUAAUGUUAUGGUACAGCGGUUUUGGGACAAUCCCAACAGCUCAGAAUGCCUUUGACCUGCUGUCCUACUUGCUAACACCAUUUGAACAGUUCAUCUCAGAUCCAGGAGAGGACCUGACCAGAGUUGGAAGCAUUGCGAUGUUAUAUUUCCUGCUGUCUUUAGUUUCGCUAGGAUUGUUACUCAUAGGAACUCUGAUUUGGUAUCUUGUGAAAACCCAUCCGGAUCCCCCCUUUCCCCUACCAGAGGACAGGCGUCAGUCUGUGAGCCGCCAGCCUUCAUUCACAUAUUCGGAGUGGACAGAGGAUAAAAACGAGGAUGAUUUUCUAGAUUUCGAUCCAGUGCCAGAGACGCCGGUCUUUGACUGUGUGAUGGACAUCAAAGCAGAGACGGAUCCAGCGACUCUGACAGUUAAAUCAGUGGGAUUGCAAGAAAGGAGAGGUUCAAAUGUUUCACUCACGCUGGACAUGUGUACCCCAGGCUGUUCCGAGCAAGUCUUCGGCUAUGUCAUGUCACCAAGAGAACAAUCAGCCCGAGAAUACCUACAAACGGCAUCGAACAUUCUUACCGCAGAGGAGCUACACAAGAAAGCAUUAGACCCUUUCAUACUCCAGACAGAGUUUUUUGAAAUCCCAAUGAACUUUGUUGAUCCAAAGGAAUAUGAUAUUCCAGGAUUAGUGCGGAAGAAUCGCUACAAAACAAUUCUCCCAAAUCCUCACAGCAGAGUGUGCCUUACCUCAACUGAUCAGGACGAUCCUCUUAGCUCAUAUAUCAAUGCUAACUACAUCAGGGGCUAUGGAGAAGAGGAAAAGGUAUAUAUUGCUACUCAGGGACCCAUAGUUAAUACUGUCCGUGAUUUCUGGAGAAUGGUGUGGCAGGAGCGUUCUCCCAUCAUUGUCAUGAUUACCAAUAUAGAAGAGAUGAAUGAGAAAUGUACAGAGUACUGGCCAGAGGAACAGGUCACCUAUGAAGGAAUAGAAAUCACAGUUGACCAGGUCAUACAAGCAGAUGAUUACCGAUUAAGACUCAUCACCCUGAAGAAAGGUGGUGAAGUAAGAAACCUGCGACAUUACUGGUAUACAUCCUGGCCAGACCAAAAGACACCAGAUCAAGCACCAGCCCUCUUACAACUGGUGCGGGAAGUGGAAGAGGCCAUGCAAUGUGCAGAAGAAAAGAAUGCCCCAGUCAUUGUCCACUGCAGUGCAGGGAUUGGGAGGACUGGCUGCUUUAUUGCCACCAGCAUUUGUUGUAAACAGUUGAAGUACGAGGGGAUAACUGACAUACUGAGAACAACCUGCCAGUUACGGCUAGACAGCUGUCUUCCUGAGACUGCAACUCUCUACAGUGCUUCACAUCAGCCAAAGGAUACAGAAGGAUCCACUGAUGGUCUGAAAACUCAUAGUAGGGCUCUACCAGGACCGUGACAGCUUGAAGAGAAGAGGGAAGUUCACACGCAUACUGAGAGGUGCAGAAGUCAAGAUAUUUUCAUCAUGGCAACCACAGUCAUGCAAAGGGAAAGCAUGGUCCAGCAACAUCACUCCAUUAAAGUCUCCAGCUCCCAGAUGCAACGUACGUCUCAGACCACCAAGAUUGUGGGAGAGGAAGUUGUUUCUAGGAAAUCUUCUACCACUGUGGAGUACUUCAGCAUGGUGACACGCUCCUUUGAGAUCCCUUUAGGAGAAAGUAUCCCUGAAUUUGUGGAGAAGCCGCAUCCACUGACAGCCCCUGAGGGAGACAAAGCAGUAUUUCGAGCUAAAGUGAAAGGUAACCCCAAGCCCAAUGUAACAUGGAAAAGAGAAAGUGGGAUACCAAUAAAAGAAGGUUCAAAAGUGUUUUUUGAUAGUAUCAAUAAGGAGUUUGUGCUAAAGCUGGAGUCCCUCACCGCAGAUGAUGCUGAUAACUAUAAGUGCAUCGUUUCCAAUGACCAUGCUGAUAUUAUCUACACUGUGUCCUUGAUUGUGACUGAAAGUCAAGAAAAGUUGGAUUUCAAAAAAAUGCUUAAAAAAAGGGGCCCUCCUGCUCCAAAGAAGAAAGCGAAGAAGGUGACUGAUGAGAAGGAAAUGCUUGAAAUCCUCUCCAAGGUGCCGAAAAAGGACUUUGAGAAGGUCUGCAUGGAAUAUGGCUUCACCGACUUCCGUGGGCUCCUCAAGAAGCUAAAGGAGAUGAAGAAGAAAGUGGAGGUUGAGGCAGUCAAAGUUCUAAAACCUCUUGAGGAUGUCUCAGCUAAAGUGGAUUCCACAGCUAUAUUUGACACCAUUCUGGAACUGAGGGACCCCAAUACUAAGAUGACAUGGUAUAAGGGUAAUGAUCCCUUGCGUAUUCAGUACUGCCUAGGAAAAUAUGAAAUAAAGCAGAUGGGUACAAAGUAUAUGCUGUACGUCUUAAAUGUGAAUGAAAAAGACUGGGGCACCUACAGUCUAAUUGUAGCUGACAAGAAACUCUCAGCACAACUGAAAGUGAUAGAUGAGCCCCUAAAGUUCCUGGCAGAACUGAAGCCAUUGAAAGUGACAGAAAGGCAGACAGCAGUGUUUGAAAUCCGCCUGUCCAAAAAAGUGCCCAAUUUCACCUGGAAGUUCAAUGGGAAGGAGCUGAAGCGGGAUGACAAAUAUGAGAUCAUCACAUCUGACGAUGGAUUAACCCACACAUUGAAAAUUAAGGAUGUUCGGCCCAGCGACAUUGGAGAGUUUAGCGCCCAGGCUGGGGAUCUGGUGCAGAAAGCGCCACUCUUCAUUGAACGAAUUCCAAUUAAAUUUGUCAGCAACCUGAAGAAUGUCCGAGUCAAGGAGAAGGGGAAAGCUUGCCUGGAGUGCGAGCUGACCUCUAAAGAUGUUACGCUGAAGUGGAUGAAGGAUGGGAGGGUGAUUGAGAGGUCUGACAAAUACAGCAUGACACAUGAAGGGAAGAGGGCAGAGCUGAUCAUUGACAAUGCUGAGCUGAGUGACUCAGGAGAGUACACAGUGGUUGCUAUGCAAGAUAAUGACCCAACGGAGUACUACAGCACUUCCAAUGUAACUGUGGAAGAGAGAUUUGCUACAGUCAAGAGUGGCAUGUCUGAUGUUCAGGCUCCAACUGGGAACCCAGCAGAGCUCUGCGUUGUCCUCAAUGAUGAGAAAGUAGAGGGAGUUUGGCUGAAGGACGGAAAAGAGAUCACGGAUAUGACAGGGAUCCAGAUAGUCAAGCAGGGAGCUGUCCACAAAUUGAUCAUUGACAAAAUGGGAGAGGAACAUGAAGGGAAGUACACGUUCAGAGCCAAGGGGGCAGAAAGUGAGGCCACCAUUGCCAUUGCAGAUGUUCCUGUCAUUGACCCAUCUGUGCUCGAGCUUUUGGCUGCACACCCAGUGACUGUGAAGGCCGGGCAUACAGCAUACAUCAAGGUCCCAUUCAAGGGAAAGCCACUGCCAAAAGUCACCUGGUUCAAGGAUGGUAUUGAGGUGACAGAAGAAGAGCGAGUUGUGAUGGAAAAAGCCAGUGACUAUGCAACGCUCACAAUAAAAAAGUGUGUGAGAGAAGACAGUGGAAACAUUAUGCUGAAGCUGAAAAAUGAUUGUGGUUCAGCUGUUGCUAAUAUGUUUCUCAACGUUGUUGACAAACCAAAACCACCGCAGGGUAAAGUGGAAUUGCUAGAGCGUACGGGAAAAUGCAUUAAAAUGAAAUGGAAAGCACCCAGAGACAAUGGAGGAAAGCAAGUGACCCACUUCAUCAUUGAAAAGAAGAUGGCUGGGAAAAAGUCCUGGAUCAAAAUUGGGGAAACUGAUAGCAAACACACCACAUUUGCCACUGAUAAGGUAGAGGAAGGUAAAGCCUAUCAGUUCAGAAUCAUUGCUGUCAAUGCAGAAGGUCUGAGUGAUCCACUGGAGACAGAAGAAAUCUUUGCUGGAGAACCUAUUGAGCCCCCUGGACUGGCAUCUCAACCUCAAGUUACAGAUGUUACUAAGGAAGCUGUCACCAUCACCUGGAACCCUCCAGCACAGGACGGCGGCUCCCCAGUACAAGGGUACAUUGUGGAAAGAAGGAAGAAAGGCAGCAACCUUUGGGUCCCAGUUACCAAAGAGCUAGUCCAAGAUACCAAGUUCAAAGUGGAUGGAUUGCUGGAGGAUACAGAAUAUGAGUUCCGUGUUACAGCUGUGAACCGUGCAGGGCCUGGACAACCCAGCGCAGCCUCAAACUCUGUUGUUGCAAAGGACCCCAUCAAGCCUCCGGGAAUGGUGAAGGGGAUCCAUGUGGUUGACUCUUCCAACUCCAGCAUUUCCUUGGCAUGGGAGCAGCCAGAUCAAGGAGACUUGCCCUCAGGAUACAUACUCGAGAUGCGUGCAGAGAACACCAAGGAAUGGACAAAAUGCUCUAAGAUCCCAAUCUCCGGCACCAGCUACACUGUGGGAGGCUUGCAGGAGAGGCAGAAAUAUUUCUUCCGAAUCCGAGCGGUGAAUGAAGCUGGUGUGGGAGAACCAGCGGAGCUAGAUGAAGGAGUCUUAGCUAUGCCCCCUCCAGCCCCUCCUAAGUUUGAUCUAAGUACCAAGCUGAAGAGUCAUAUGGUGGUUCGCGCUGGGACAGCCCUCUGCAUUCAUGCUGCUUUUACUGGUUCCCCUCUACCAACUGUGACCUGGCAAAAAGAUGGAAUUCCCACAAAAGGGAGAGAGAUCAUCACCAAAGGCAAGAACCACUCCCAGUUCCUCAUCCACAGCACCAAGCGUUUUGAUUCUGGUGUGUACAGGAUCCUCCUUAGGAACGACUAUGGUGAAGCCCAUUAUGACAUCCAAGUACAUGUGGCAGAUUUCCCACGGCCACCAAAGAAUCUGCAGCUCGUUGAGGAAGUGCCGAACACCGUGACUCUGAAAUGGGAUCACACCCCAGAUAUAAUGGAUGAUGGGCAUGCCCAUUACGUCAUCAUGAAACGUGACGCUAGAACUGCCACCUGGUUCACUGCAGCUGAGAAAGUCUACAAUAACAAGUACACCGUCACAGCCCUGGUCCCAGGGAGGAAAUACUUUUUCCGAGUUAUUGCCCGCAAUGACAUUGGAGACAGUGACCCUCUGGAUUCCAAGGAACCCUGGCACAUCUCUAAAGACAAAGAGCGCUUCAAUGGCAAGUUGAAGGAGUAUCACGAGAGAGACUGGCGCCAGGCCCCCCACUUCAUUGCUCCGCUGAAGAACCAUGCAGUGCACCGGGGCCAGGACUGCACCAUGAGUUGUGCUUUCCUGGGCAACCCCCGCCCGGUGGUGACAUUGUACAAAGGCAAUGUGAACAUCACGGCCAAUUCUAAGUUCUGGUACAACUCAACAAGUGGCGUCUGCACACUGAUGAUCCCCACCUGCAGCUCCAAGGACAGCGGCGACUACACCGUGGCCAUUGAGAACGAGCUGGGCCAGGAGAAAUGCAGCUGCGUGUUGACUGUGUAUGAUAAAGAUGAUAAAAGCCUCCUGGACUCAGUGACUGAAAGUCUUCAGAAGUCAAAGCACAUCACGUAAUCAGCAGACCCGGAUCCAAAUUCAUCCAGUCCAGCAUGCGGAAUAAUUCAAACAUUUCUGUGUAGUUUGACUUAGAUAUGCAUGGCUCAAAACAGCAACUGCACUAUCUUCUCUAGUGAUCAAUGAAACCAAAUGCCAAAAGGUGGGGCCUGUACAAGGGCAGUUUUGAUGUUUCAAUACUUUCUUCUACAUAGGCAGCUUCCAAAUGCUAGUGUGUGUGAAUGGUAAUAUUUCCAAUAUUGGAUGAAAAUG